Molecule: messenger RNA, 843 nt
Organism: Medioppia subpectinata
Lineage: Eukaryota; Metazoa; Arthropoda; Arachnida; Sarcoptiformes; Oppiidae
Source: the annotation of a GenBank genome assembly
GUAAUAUUGGUAUCGAUAGCCGCCGGCGACUACAGUAUCGAUGACUACAAAGCGGUCGGGAAUUCGCGGAACUUUACGGGAAAAGUGGUUCUCGUGAGCGGUUCCUCGUCCGGCAUCGGAGAGGGAAUUGUUAAGCUGUUCUCACUAUUGGGCGCCAGUGUUGUCGUCACCGGUAGGAAAGCGGCCGACAUAUCAAAAGUAGCCAAAGAAUGUCUAGAAUUAUCACCAAAAAAGUUAAAACCCCUGGAAGUGGUGGGCGAUCUGACCAAAUCAGCUGACGUUAACAAUUUAAUUGAGGCCACUAUUAAAACAUAUGGUAAACUGGAUGUGUUGGUCAACAACGCCGGCAUACGUAAGCCGGCGAACAUCACUCAACCCGAUAUACUGCAGAUCUGGGACCAGACGGAGGCCAUAAACAUGCGCGCAAUUAUUGAACUGACACAUCUAGCAGUGCCUCACCUUGAUAAAACUAACGGCUCUAUCAUUGAUAUAUCUGCCGUAAACGCGUACGCACCGAUUAAAUAUGACCUGGCUUAUUCAGUAAGCAAAGCCGCACUGGAGAUGUCUACUAAAAUACUGGCUCUAGAAUUGGCGCCUAAAGGUAUUCGGGUUAAUAACGUUAGCCCUGGUGUUAUUCAGGAUCGAGACAAAGUAAGCCCAGAGCAACAAAUGGCUAUUGGUGUGACCCCAUUGGCCCAAUUGGGUCAGCCCCUGGACGUCGCUAAAGCGGUCGUAUUCCUGGCCUCCACUGACGCCCAGUUUAUUACCGGCGCCUCCAUUAUAGUGGACGGAGGGGUUGUAUUCAAUGCCGGUGUGGCCAAUAUUAUAGAUAGACCAACUUAG